Messenger RNA from Chelonia mydas (Green sea turtle), 3989 nucleotides. RefSeq names its product nei like DNA glycosylase 3 (gene NEIL3). Lineage: Eukaryota; Metazoa; Chordata; Testudines; Cheloniidae. The transcript is spliced from 9 exons. Gene Ontology annotation, molecular function: damaged DNA binding; zinc ion binding; DNA-(apurinic or apyrimidinic site) endonuclease activity. The coding region runs from base 143 to 1819 and encodes 558 amino acids. The record is from RefSeq and is a predicted model, not a curated record. Gene Ontology annotation, cellular component: nucleus. Gene Ontology annotation, biological process: base-excision repair.
CGUGUGUCUCAUCUAGAGGGAUCAGGCGGGCGUCCCGCUUGGCCCCACCCAGUCCCAGGCCGCGGCCCUCCUCCUCCUCCUGCAGGCGCUGCGGAGACAGGGGCGGGGCAGCCACUGAGCGGGAGAUUUGAGCGGCUCCGGAAUGGUGGAAGGUCCUGGCUGCGCCCUACACGGGGAGAGGAUCCGGGCCCGGGUGCGCCAGGGCCAAGCAGUGCGGGGCGUGCGGGGCAGCGCGCUGCUGCCAGCCCGGCCUGCGGCCCUGGGCCCCGCCGCCUGCACCGGGGUGAGCAGCGGCUGCGGCGGGAGCAGCUCGGGCGGCGCGCGCCAGACGAAUGCUGUGACUGGGAAUAAAACCUCCUGCCAGGAUUUCCUGAGAUUGCUGAAAGGAUGUGUGUACACUGGUGUAGAAACUCUGGGGAAGGAGCUUUUUAUGUAUUUUGGACAGAAAGCAUUGAGGGUUCACUUUGGCAUGAAUGGUUCCAUGUGUAUUAAUCCAACUGCAAGCAAAGACCGAAAUGGAGCACCACCAAUUCUGGAAAUACAGCUUACUGAUGAUAUGGUUUGUUUCUUUGACGCAACAGUAGAGCUUAGGAAUGCUGCUGAAAGUGAACAGAAAGUAAGAAUGAUGGAAGACUUAGAUGUAUGCUCUCCAAAAUUUAGUUUCUUAAGAGCAGAAAGUGAGAUUAAGCAGCAGAAAGGUCGCAUGUUAUGUGAUGUGUUGUUGGAUCAGGCAGUGUUACCUGGAGUGGGAAAUAUCAUAAAAAAUGAAGCACUCUUUGACAGUGGUCUCCAUCCAGCUGUUAAAGCUUGUCAAUUGACAGAUGAACAGACACAUCACUUGGUGAAAAUGACCCUUGAUUUUACUCUUCUCUUUUAUAAGUGCCGCAAAACAGGAUCAGCCCUCUACAAACAUUACAAGGUCUACAAACGCCCUAACUGUGGUCAGUGCAGCGGAAAGAUCACGGUUUGUCGUUUAGGAGAGAAUAACAGGGUGACAUACUUCUGUCCUCAGUGUCAAAAGGAUAAACCUCAGCUUGUUGAUGUUAGCAAACUGCCAACUAGAAAUAGCUUAAUUUGCUGGGCUUAUGGCAGGGGGUCAUGUUCUAAUGAACAUGUAGCUCAGAAACCUGAAGAAGAGUGGACAUGUACUCUCUGCACUCUAAUAAACAAACCUUCUGCUAAGAUCUGUGAUGUUUGUUUGACUUCAAGGCCUGAAGUUUCAAAGGUAGAGAAUGAUAAAGAUUCUACAGCCUCUAAUAGCAGCUUAAUCAAGUACCCUUGUAACUGCUUUGGAAAGCCAAACACAGAAAUAAAGGUCAAUAGGAAAACCACAUUUGGAAUGACAACUCUAGUUUUGACAGAUCUCAGCAGUAAAUUCACUCCGUUAAAAAAUGACAGAAGUGAUAGUCAAACGCCAGAUGGGAAUUCUUACUGUGACUCUCCAAGAAACUACAACUAUUGCCAGAAUAACACCUGCCAGAGGAGUGGAAAAAAGUAUGAAUUUCAUUCAGCAAAUUCACUCACUGCAGUAAAUACAGCAUCACCCUCCCACCAUCAGUCUGAUUCUUCUAAUCCAGUACAGAAGAAACAGAAGAUUGAUCAUUCAGGCUCAGAUUUCAAAAGUAACGUGAGUUUGUCAAAUAGAAGGCUCCGAGGCAGAAGGGAGGAAAGCCCGGGGGGAAACAUUGGCCUGGAGAGCACUGGAGAUGGGGCAAUGUGUUCAGUGGAAAUGAGGCAAGUCAGAGAGUUGAGUGAGAGUUGGGGGAUUGGGGAGGGAGAGAACAAAGCCAAAAUGGAAAAAAUCACAGAAAAGGAAUAAAAUAAGAACAGAUUAAAAAAAAGCAAAAGGAGACAGCAAAAGGAGAUUAGGGUAUGAUGAUGAAAGUGUGCCCAUCUGUUACCGUUAAAGGCUGGAAACCACUGAUUUGGCGGAUUCUGAUACAUUGAUGUCAAAGCCUAACACAAACAUGUUUCACUGUCUGCAACCCUGUCUCCAAAGAGCCAGGAAUUAGUGGCGAGCAUUGCAGGAACAAUGUGAUUGGAUGCUUUGCUGGAUGAACCAGUGCUUUCCACAUCCAAGAGCCCAGUAUGUGAUCACACUGUAAUGAGAGAACUUUGAACAGUAUUUAUUUAAGUAUUGCUUCCAUUCCACUGACAUUUCCAGAAAUGAUAGUGAUAGUAAUUAAAAGAGAUGGGAUGAAAUAUCUUCACAUUUUUGGGGAUUGAACUAUGGGAUAUUAUGAGUGAGUCUCUCUCUCUCUCGUUAGAGCCAUUCCAGAACAAUUAAAUAAUUAAACAUUAACUGGGCCAGAAAGAAAAGCAAUCACUAUAUAGUCCAGUAAAACGAGGAGAUUCUUCCCAGUAAAAUUGGGAAGAAAUCUCCCUAUCCCACAAGGGUGUUUCUGGCACUUGGAUAUUAUAUAAAAGGACCCACACAGGUAAAAAUGAAUGUAGCUUACAAACACUGUGACUUUUUUUUUUUUUUUUUUAAAAAUUCUCUUUCUAAUUUUCAGGUUAGGUACGCUACAUAGCGCUGCUAGACUUUCAGUUUAAGGAACAUCUCUUCAAUGCAGCCCCAUUCUGAUUAGCAUGAGCAUUCUACUGGGCACAAUCAGAACACAUUCAUCCAAUACAAUACAUACUUCCAGUGGCACUUCCACUCAAGUGAAUUGUAUAAAUUUCAAUUUCCUUUGGUUUGGUUUGUUUCAUUUUUCUUUGACUAGUCACAGUAAUGUAUCCUGAACAGCAACUGAAAAUGGGCUACUCUAGAAACACUGGAACCAGUCACAAAACUAGCCACCAGUGCUCUUUUUCCCUGGUAAUCUCUGGUCUCUGUGCUUAAUUGGUCUCUGUAAUUAUAUUAUUCAGUGCAAACAUCUACUGGACCUUGGACCCUGACUUCUGCCUAAAAUGAAAAUAUCCUUAAUUGCCUUGGAGUGCAGGAAUUCAUUCAUUCUUGAUUAUUAAAAAAGUAUAACGGUACCAGUAUUACUUAGAUUAAAAAAAAACUAAAAUGAUCAUUUAGGCAAUUUUUUAUUUUAAAACGAGAAUUAAUUUUAUUGCGAAGAUUAUCAGGCCACUGCAGUUAUUUCAUUAUAUUUUGCACAUUUAAAAGCCAGAUUCUCAGUUCUAACUGGUUAGAGAAAUCCAUCCAGUGAUGAGCAUGGAGGUGCCUCUUGAGCUCCUUUGUUAAAAUUCACUACCAAAUUUAAGAGAAGGUUGGAGUGAUAGUUCUGCUUCCCAUGGAGUUAUUCCAUCUUUGGAUCCCUGCCGGAGGUGAAAAAACAAAAAACACAACUUCUGAAAACCUCUUUUUUAAUUUUAUUUUUCGGCUGCUAUUGCUGCUGCCACUACCUUGGGAAUGGACAAAAUUAUACUAUAUUGCAUUCACUUGCCAAAAAAAUAAAAAAUAAAAAUGGUUCUACAAGGUCAUAAACCCUGCUUCAAAUUGCACAAGUUAAACAUUGGCCUGUUCUGUCACACACAUUCAGUUUAAUUUUUCCUGGACAGCAUAAAACAAAUAUCUUUCAGUACAGCUUCAAGGGAUGCAGUCAAUUUGAAAAUCACACUUGUUUGAAAAUUUGUGACCUACUCUAGUUAAGAGAAAUAUCUAAGAUUACUAAAAUGGAAAUGAGUGAAUGGGGAAAGUAUUUCUCUUCCAAUUUGUUUACUUUGUGCAUUUGACAGCACUUAUGUCCAGACUUCAGAGGUGCUGAGCAACCCAGAUUCCCAUUGAAAAAAAAUCAAGCUUUUAGCAUCUGGUCAGUUUCAUUGCAGCUUGAUGAUUAUCUGAACUCAGCUGUGGUAAAUCAGCAUAGAUGAGUCAAUGGAGCUAUGCUGAUUUACCCCAGCUGAGGAUCAGUCCCAUGAUCUUCUGCACUAGCAAUUUACUUCAUUCACUUCACCUUGCUGAAAGAUCUAUAACACAUUAUCAGGAGGCAGAAAAUUCAUUACGAAAAGUCAAGUUGAUAGAGUGCCUUUUAACUUGU